CAGUGUGGCAGGCAAAGAGCAGGUGAGAGCUCUCUAAGGGGGCCUUGUCUGCAGACGAUGGGGCCAAUGCACUGAGGGCCCUCCCCCCGCAGAAAUAUUAAAACCUGAAGAGAAGCGGAAAAUAAAGAAGAAAAAGAAGAAAACCAAAAAAACCAAAAAAAAACCGGAAAGAGAACAGAACAAUGGUUGCAGAGGAAGUGACAAUUACAUUGUCUGGUGGAGCACCAUGGGGCUUUCGUCUUCAGGGAGGUGUGGAACAUCAGAAACCACUCCAGGUGGCUAAGGUACGUAAGCGCAGCAAGGCGUGCCGGGCUGGGUUACAGGAAGCUGAUGAACUCGUGUCCAUUAAUGAAAAACCAUGUGCAACGCUAUCCCAUGCCCAGGCCAUGGACCUCAUCGACAGCUCCCCUGGGUUAUUACACAUCAAGGUCAAAAGGGUGCCGGCCGGUUUUCAGUCAGUGGUGCUUGUGACCCGUGCCCCAUCUCCACGUAUAGACAAAGAGUAUCGAGCGGCUCUGCGAGCAAUGUCACCAACCCAUCUCCACCAUGCACCUGUCCGUGAGAUCCACCGUAGCCGCUCCUCUUUAACCAGUGGAUUGACAUCUCCUCCUGGUAGUGAGGCUUAUUAUGGUGAGACAGACAGUGAUGCCGAUGUGGCUGGCUAUGAGCGGCAGCGCCGGCAGAAACGCCGUAGUCCCAGCAACUCUUACCCUAUAAAAGCAUCCGGACGAGCCUCUACUGAAGGCGGGGAGACGUCAGAGAUGAGUGGUUAUGACAGUGCUCCUGAUGCACAUGUUUACCCAAAUUUGUUGGCUGGACGAGGGCUUGAUGGAGUUGAAGGAGAAGGGCUGCCAGGGGUGGCAAGAAGGGAGGUGAUUUACCAACCUCCUGUUCCAGGAUUGUGGUCCUCCCAGACAUCAACUGAGACCUCCUCCAUCAUUUCCUCAGCAGAUGACCAAGGGCCACGAGAUGGAGGACAAGAAGAGGAUAGUGGCUUUCUAGAACCCUCCAACGUGCCACUGGUAUCCCCUGAGAGGGCCAAGGAGGCCAUGAUGCUAAGUUCCCGAAGCCAGCUGGUUCCCAUGGUUGGUCCUGUGAAUAAACCUAUUGACGAAGAGCUAACUACAACCUACAUGGAAAAGGCCAAGCAAGCCAGAACCGAGGGGGAUACACCACAAGACAAGCAUGUAAAGGAAGCCAAAAGCAGGUGUCGAACAAUUGCAUCCUUACUGACUGAUGCUCCUAACCCUCACUCCAAGGGGGUUCUGAUGUUCAAGAAGAGGCGGCAGCGCUCCAAGAAGUACACCCUCACCAGCUUUGGCAGUGUGGAUGAGGAUAAUUGUCGUGAUUCACAAGAGGAAGAUGGAGUAUUCCCUGGCAGUGAAUCAGAGUUUGAUGAGGAUGGCUUCUCAUCAGUUCCUGACCCAACAUGGGAUAGUGACUAUUUGGAUACGCUGGAGAAGAGGGCAACCGCAGGCACCGAAGGUCGUGGAGAUUGGGCAGAGGAAGCUCCAAGUCCAGGUUUGAGUGACACCACAGGCAAGGGUGCUCAAUUGUUCGAGCAGCAGAGAAAGAGGGCUGCUGAGCAUGCCAAGAAGGUAGAGACAGCACAACCUCAGGCUCCUCCACAGUCUCAAGUCCAAGAGCAGGCUCAAUUAUAUCAAUUACAUACAGAGAUGCAAACACAGAUGCAACCAAUCCUCCAGGCACCACAAAUGUUAUCGGCCAGACCUACAGCAAUGCAGCAAGAACCGUCUCAGACUUCUGGCCCAGUUACAGCCCAUGGAAUAACUAAUGGCGAUCUUUCCUACUCUGCAGUUAGUACUGCUAGCAUGGUGAUGUCACCUCCACCUGUGGCACCCAAACAACCCACUGGCUCAGUUACUGUUCUGACCAGACCUGCACCACCAGCUGAAACACCAUUACCAGAACUACCUGCAAGUAAUGUCCUCAAUAGAACAGCGCGUCCUUUCACUCCUGGCUUUAUCAGCAUUAGAGCUGCAACUGCCCCUGUAACGUUCCGACCAACUGUAACAAAGACAAACCAGCGUCCAGCCUCAGCAGCUGUUAUGCCACCACCUUUCUCCACAGCCUCUGAACUAUCUUCUAAUGCAACAUCAUUUGCAUCACAGAUACCCCCUGUUCCUCCAUCAGUGUUCUCUAAACCAUCCUCUGUACCUCAAGGUCCCUUUGCCCAAACACCAGAAAGUUAUGUUUCCUUUCACCCUCCAGCCGUCUCUACCUCAGUAGAGAAAAUUCAGCCAUCACCACCAAUAACUACAGUUCAACAGGCUCCAUUUGUAACUGUUCCUACAGGGCCUAUGCCUUCAUUUCCACAGGCUCCUCAACCACUGAUGGCUCCAGCCCCUGUUCCUCUUGUACCCUAUAUUCCUGGUUCAGCCAACAUAGUUGCCCCAGUGCCUCAACCUCAAAUACCACCUCCACUUCAGUUUUCAACAGCCCCUACAGCUACAGUGUCAGUUGUGUCCCAGCCAGAAGCAGUAGCUCAAACCCCUGUUCCUGGUCAGACAGGUAAAACAGGAAUCUUACUUGAGGCUCGGCGGCGUGCUGGGAAACCCAAACCAAUGUUUAAUGUGCCAGAAGUCACAAAAAAGUCCCCCAAUCCUGAGCUACUAUGUAUGGUGCAGAACCUUGAUGACAGGUCCACCCUACACAAAUAUGGCCAACCACAGUCUGAGAAUAUCUAUGAUGAUGUAGAGGAGGACAGAAGUGGUGAGGCUAGCAUGGGAAGGGCACCUCCUCCGGUUGCACCCAAGCCUCGGGUCAUCCACGAUGCCCCACAGUUUCUUCAAGCAGGUGGAAAAGGUGCCCAACUGUUUGCCCGCAGGCAGAAUCGCAUGGGUAUGUAUGUAGUGGAGGCCCCAUCUGAGACCCCUUACCAGCAGGAACUAGCAAUGCGCGGUGUAGGCCAGCCCCUUGACUCCUCCUCAAAUGCUUUCAUGCCCUCUCAGUGGAAAUACUCCCCUAAUGUCCGUGCCCCCCCACCCAUUGGGUACAACCCACUCCUGGCCCCCUCCAUCCCUACAGGGCCUCAGAGGGAUACUACCAAGCCUGAUGGCAGGGGUAUAGGAGGCUCCCAACGAGAGGGCAUCAAAGCUCUGGAUUUCAUGAGAAGGCAGCCCUACCAGCUCAACUCUGCAAUGUUCAACUAUGGAGGAAGUGCUGCUAAUUUAUCAUCCAUGCCCUCUUACCAGGCCCAGAGGCAGCAGCAGGGGGAUUACACAAUGGUGGGCAGUUCAUUAACCCCACCUAAGCAGAUCCCAAUCAAAACAGCUCGUGUCUUUGAGGUUAAGCGAUUCUCAACACCCACACCUAUGUCAGCUCCUACUCUGAAUCCCAAGGUCAUUGCACCCCGCUCAGCCACUACCCUUGGAGAACGUCUGACCUAUUCUGGCAUGACAUCCCCUCCUUCUUCUGAUCCCACUUCAACCCCAGCCCCUUUUUUGCCAACAGCACGACUCAAUGCCCCAACUCCAGUAUCACCUCCUUCCCAUCUAGCUGCACGGCCCAGUCUCCCCAAAUUUUCUAACCCCCCUAUUCCAAAUCCUGUUCCCCCUGCAGUCCCUAAACCUUACACUCCAGUAUCAUACACCAGUGGGCUUCAGACAGCCAAGCAGUUCCAGAGUGCUCCUGAACUUAGUAUCCUUGCUUCUUUGCCCCCACUCCGAUCUGACCCAGUUCAGGCUCCCAAACCACGUUUUGUUGCCACCAAGGGAGGUGUCCAGCCCCAUGUUUGGAGACCCGGGGCACUAUAGGAAACAAUAAAUUAAUUAAGAAUUGUUUUGGUACUUUAUUUAUUGUUUAAAUCUAGUAAAAAAUGCCAAAUGUCUUUUGCCUGUAGUUUACAAAUAUGAAAAUACUAUGCUUUCUCAUCUUAAAUCAUAUAUCGAAUGUCUUUGAUUUUUGGGUGGUUGAUUAAACAAAUAAAGGUAAAGAAGAUAACAUCACAUCAAGUUUUGGGAACGUUUGAUGGGCAUUUCUCCAGUAAAUUUAUCUAGGCAGCCUUUCAUUUAAUUAUUUAAGCCUCAAAAUUAGCUUUGAACAUAAAUCAAAAAGUUAUAUAGAAAUACUGUAUUAAAUUGAGAACAAGAAACCAGUCAUGUUUUUAAUAUAUUUGAGAGCUUGAACAGGUGUAAUGGUUGUAUUAUUCAAAUGCUGCUUUUCACAUUUAUUUAGCUACCAACAUAUUUAUUUACACACGUAUCUGAGUGACAAUAACAAUAAAUUACAUAUCGUAUGCUGUAUAGUCCAUAUGCCUGUCCUGGGGGAGGUUUGUGUAAGGCUUCUGGAGAUCUUUCUACUAAUUCAGCAGAAAUACCAUCUAAACAGAGCCUGUACUGAUUAUUCUUUGAAACUUGAAAUGUCUGAAAAGAUGUUAAAAAUGAAUAGUUGCAAUCCUUAUCAUAGGAUAACAUAUUUAAUUGAAGAUGUAUGUUGCAGUGGAGGAUCAUAGAGCUAAAUUGCAGGCUUUCAUGUUGAAACAUUUAAUACUAUUAAUCAUAAUGCUCUAUUAUCUGAUGUGCCCAAAAAGUAUUUAGUCUAUAGCAUUAUCAAUGAGAAAUGUAUGAGGAUCGGGUCUUCUCUCUCAGGUGUUGAUGAUGCAUGACUCAUUGAAAAUUCUAAAAUGUUAAAAUGCUUCAGUUUAACUUGGAACUAUAUGUGAAGAUAAGGUUUACUCUUUCAAGCGAUGUUUGAAUGAGGAAGAGCCAAAUACCUCUUUUUGCUAUAUUGAGAGAAAAAUCUUUUUUCGCAUGGGUCACAUUUAGAAAGUCCCUAAGUUGUCAUUGAAUGUACACUUGUCACUGGAAAACCCAGCCUCCAUUAGACACACUAGAGCCUUAUUAGUAUGAGUGUGAUCUUUGCAGAUAUUUAUGUGAAUUCCUUACUUUAAUUAAACAAAUAACACAGAUACAGGAAUGUGUAUUUUAUUUUGUUUAAUUGUGAUUUGAUCUAAAUGGGUGCAAGGGGAAGUCGAUUGAUAUAGAACCACCAGCAUUCAAUAUAAUGGGGUUCAAGAAAGGAGAGUGGCUGUGGAGGGGAGAUAGUCAGGAUGUUGUUGGCCAGUUUACUGAAUGGGGUCAUACCAUUUUACACAAGGGUUAUGGUAAAUGCUGGCAUGGCAGAAAAUUGGGAUUUACAGUAUGGUUGAAUUGUAUAUAGUUAUGAAAUCCCACAGCCUGCAGAAGUUUGACGAGUAUGACUAGGAAAGUUUGAUACUCAAGGUUUGUUGGUUAAGCUCAAUGAGGUGAUAGAAUGAGGCACUGAGGUUAAGUUUGUGUCUUUCAGUGUGGCUAAUUAGAAGUAAGGGAAAUUCAUUAAAUGGCUUUUUUACAUGAAGAAACUAGGUAUUUUAAUUGGAAACAAUAAUAAACUAAAGAAAAUGUAAUGUUUGAAUACUUUGGGAGGUACUUUUGUUGUUUUAUACCAUUUCUAAAAUAGAAUUUCUGUGAAUGUAGCUGGAUUCAGUUAUGAGCUGGAUAUGAAUGCUGAGUAGGCAUUCAAUCUGACAGGGGGGCACGUCAUUUUGAGAGGAAUAAAAUUAGAUUUGAAAGCUCUCCAGUUGUCUAACACGUUUGAUUUUACACUGCCCCCUGUUGUUGAUUUUGUGAUCCUGCUCUUUCCUUUUAAUGUAUAUGCA
Molecule: messenger RNA, 5659 nt
Organism: Labrus bergylta (ballan wrasse)
Lineage: Eukaryota; Metazoa; Chordata; Actinopteri; Labriformes; Labridae
Source: RefSeq, a predicted model, not a curated record